Messenger RNA from Salmo salar (Atlantic salmon), 7975 nucleotides. The record is from RefSeq and is a predicted model, not a curated record. Lineage: Eukaryota; Metazoa; Chordata; Actinopteri; Salmoniformes; Salmonidae.
AUGUCCGACUCAGAGUCUGAGGUUGGCAGUGAAGUCACAGACGGCUCGUCUUAUGACAGCUCAGAUGAAAGCAUAGCGGUGCCCGCAGCCCUUCCUCAGUUUGUCCAGAAGUUCAUUGCAUUUUCCCUUGGACUGCGCCUCUUGCUGUCCACCAUCAUGAACACAGCAGGGAAAGUAGUUGUCACCAUACUACUAGGGCUGGCAGGCAUUGCUCUGCCCUCCCUGACCUCAGUGGUGUAUUUCGGGACGUUCCUGGGCCUGGUGUGGUGGUGGGUUUUUCUCCACUCCUUCAGCUUGCUGCUCUUCGGUACCCUCUGUGUGAUGAUGGCUAUAUUCAGCGCCGGUCACCUGUUGAGCCUCUACCUGUACCAGCUCCCCCUGGCCCAACAGAUCAUACCCCCACAGGACAUCUACGCCAGGCUGUUUGGUAUAACAGCGAUCAUCCAAACCAAUGAGACUGAGCCAUACAGUCUGGGUCUACAGCCAGACAUCAGCUGGCCUGUCUUCACCAACCCCAUGGUACUGCUGCUCCUUUAUUACACACUGGUGGCUCUGCUGCACAAGUGGGUCAACAUCACCGAGGAAGAGGAGGAUACUCUGGAGAAGUCUGAGAGUCCAGUAGAAGCCCUUGAGGAUCCCCCCAGCUUCUCCAAGAUCUUAUUCAUCUCAGGAGACAGACUGGAGCUACUGACCAAGUCAGAGGAGUUGAAAGAGAUGAGUGAGGAAGAGAAGGAGAGGAGUGAGGUGUCGAUGAGUGAUACAGAGACUGUUCCCACCUCUCCUGGCCCCAGUGGACUGGUUGUGUUCGGCUUGUUCAUCAUGAAGCACAGCUACGUCAGCGCACUCAUCAUCAUGAUGGUGUGGAGCAUCACCUAUAACAGCUGGCUGACGUUUGCCCUGCUGGUGUGGUCCUGUCUGAUCUGGAUAAUGCGUGACCGUCGGCGCUAUGCCAUGAUGAGUGCUCCCUUCCUGGCAGUGUACGGCACCGUGCUGCUACUGCUUGCCUUCCUGAGCAGUCUGAGGCUGCGGCGGGACGAGCUUUACCCUGACCUAGCCCACGCCGUGCUGGUAGACUUUGACAUGGCCACUUACCCAGCACCCUGCAUCCACCUGGGAGCCAAGGUGUUCUACGCCUUUAGCUUCUUGCUUCUGUUCCGUCAACAACUGAAGGAGAAACAGGAAGAGCAGGAUCUGAAGGAGUCAGAAGAGUCUCUGGAUGAAGUCAAAGUGCUACCACGUCUGGACUCUUCUCCUUUUAUGCAUACUUUAUGGAUUCAAACUGAUAAAGUCACAUUCUCUAAUACAGUAACACAUGCAUUAGAAAUGAAAAUGAUAUUGUACCCAGGUGUCUGUAACAUUCUUCACUUAACAGUUUCUAUGUUGUGUUCCUCCUCUCCCUUAGCGGAUGAAGGUGACACCUCCCUCAUAAUGGAGAUGCUGGGUUCAGCGGUCAAGGGAACCCUGGUGAAGUACUGGAUCCUGUUCUGCUGCUCCAUGUUCUUUGUGGUCAGCUUCUCCGGGAAGGUGAUGGUCUACAAGAUCCUCUACAUCGUGCUGUUCCUCUUCUGUGUCGUCCUCUAUCAGAUCCGUUAUGACGUAUGGAGGCGAGUGCUAAAGUACUUCUGGGCGGUGGUGGUGGGCUACUCCAUGGUCGUCCUGAUAGCCAUCUACAUGUACCAGUUUAAGACAGUGUCUGGCCUGUUCAGACAGAUCAUGGGCAUGUCUGAGGAAGGUCUGCGUGAUCUGGGGUUGGAGCAGUACAACACUGUGGAGCUGUUUGCUCGGAUCCUCCUCCCUGCAGCCUUCCUAUUGGCCUGCAUCCUGCAGCUGCACUAUUUCAACCAGGAGUUCCUGGAGCUCACCAACCUGGACAACAUACCUGUCCGCCAGGGACAAACCAGGAUGGCGAAGGAGCAGAGUAAGCAGAUGAGUGGGGAGUCAGGACGUGUGGGGAGUCAGCACACGUUGGACAGUGACGGACUGUCUGCCUCAUCAGAGAAGAUAUCUGAGGAGGAGCGGGAGGGAACAGAGGAGCGUCUGACACAGUGGGGGUUGUUGGUGGACCGGGCCGGCCUGCUGCUGCUCCAGGCUCUGGCUGUCUUCCAGAGGGCUCAAGAGAUAAGUUGGAGGCUGCUAGAGCUCCACAGCCUCAAGAUCGUCUCUACCGGCAUCAUCUGGGUGUCCCUGCAAGAGGUGUCUCUGAUGAACUUCUUGUUUCUGGUACUGUGGGCCUUUGCCCUGCCCUUCCCCCGGGUCCGCCCCAUCGCCUCCAGUGUGUCCUCAGUCUGGGCCUGUGUCAUGGUGGUGUGUAAGAUGCUGUACCAGCUCAAGGUCAUCAAACCUCUGGAGUACUCCUCCAACUGUACCACUAGCCUGGUGUCAGUUAAUGGGACAGGGCUGGAGCUGGAGGGGAACAUGGCAGAGCUGCUGAGGAGGUCUGUACUUUAUGUGAAGCCUGUUGACCCAGCCAUAUGGUGUGGAGAGCUGCGCAAGUGUGAAGACAGGAUCCUGCCCUGUCUCAGGAACCACCUGAUGGUGCUGGGGCUGCUGGUGUUUGAGGUGACGGUCCAUAGACACCAGCUCUACUAUCGCCUCCACAAUGACCUCAAGGUCCCCACCUUCAGCAUCAUCUUCCAAGGCAUCACACGCCAGCACCUGGACCAAGGCAUCCUGCCCUGCAUCAAGUACUUCAUCAACUACUUCUUCUACAAGUUUGGCCUGGAGGUGUGCUUUGUGGUGGCGGUGAAUGUGAUUGGCCAACGGAUGGAUUUCUACGCGCUGCUGCACUCCUGUGCUCUGAUGGCUGUUCUGUCACGACGACGCAGGAAGGCCAUAGGGGAGGUGUGGCCUAAGUACUGCUGCUUCACUGCAGGACUCAUGGUGCUGCAGUACCUGCUCUGUAUCGGCAUCCCUCCCGCUCUCUGUGUCGAUUAUCCAUGGAGGACCUCAAGUCAGGCCCUGACCUCUAACCUCAUCAAGUGGCUUUAUCUGCCUGACUUCGCCAUGCGUCCUGCCCCUUACUUCAUUUUCUACGACCACCUCCUGCUCCUAUGCUCCUCGCUGCAGUGGAAGGUGUUUGAGGAGGAGAACCGUGCCGCGGUGCGCCUUAUGGGGGGGGAGAACGUGGAGAUCAGCCGCAGCUUGGACCCACGCUCCUUCAACCAGUACAUCCCUGUCAACAACUUCCUCCACUGCAGGUCCUACCUGGACAUGGUCAAGGUGUUUGUGUUCAGCUACUUCUUCUGGCUGGUGCUGUGCCUCAUCUUCAUCACAGGCACCACCCGCAUUAACAUCUUCUGCCUGGGCUACCUGCUAGCCUGCUUCUACUUCAUGCUGUUCGGGGGCAGCCUGCUCAUGCAGCCUGUACGAUACAUCCUCAGGCUCUGGGACUGGCUCAUCGGAUACACCUGUUUCGUUAUCGGCAUGAAGAACCUGUUAUCUCUUGGCUCAUGUGCUUAUCUGGACAGCCUGUUGAAGAAUGGUUGCUGGCUCAUUCAGGCCUUCAGCAUGGUCUGUACAAUCAAAGGCUAUGAUCUCCCUGCUCCUGAUGAUGAGUGUGAGCUGCCGGAGGGGGAGGCGGGUAUCGUGUGGGAUGCGAUCUGCUUCACCGUGCUCCUGGCUCAGAGGAGGGUUUUCCUCAGCUACUACUUCCUGUAUGUGGUGUCUGACCUCAAGGCCUCCAAGAUCCUGGCCUCCAGGGGUGCUGAGCUCUUUGAAGCCAAAGUGAAGAAACUGGUUGCUGCAAGACUGGAGAUGGAGAAGAAGUCUGUGGAGACGCUGAAGAAGCAGAUGGAGAAGAUCAAAUCCAAACAGAAGAGUAAACCUGGCCAAGGAGACGUAGCAGCGCCCCCUACUGAUAUAGUGCCAAAGGAAUUGGGAGUUGAGAACAACUGUGGCUACCAUCUAUUUGAGAGUGACAGUGAAGAGGAAGAGGAGGAAGUCCAGGAAAAGAAAGAGGAAGAGACACUAACAAAGAAGAAAUCUGCUUUUCAGUUAGCCUAUGAGGCAUGGGUCACAAGCUCCAAAGCAGCCCUAAAUCUGCACAAAAAAGAAGAGUCGAAGAUGAAAAAAGAGGAGAAGAGGAGGGCAAAGAGACAGCUGCAGAGACAGCAAGGCAUUGAGAGGGUCGAGUCCAGUGAGGAUGAGUUGGAAGAGGAAAAUGAAGCGGAGGAGAAAGAAAAUAUAUUUCAGAGGAUUAUCGACUCGCUCAAGUUUUUAUGGGUGUUUAUCCUGUCCCUUCUGGAUGACCUCACUGAGGGCCUGAACUCCUUCUGCAAAGAUGGCCUGGACAUCUCCAAAGUGCUACGUUUUGAAAGGGCUCUUCUAGGCCAGCAACAGAAGAAGGGGAAAGAGGUGUCACAGGAGAGCGUGAAGCGAUUCUAUAAGAACUGGAUGUCCAGACAGAACACCCUGUCCUCCCUGGAAGACCCGGAAGACAUAGUUCCCCCUGUCUCCUCCCCUCCACCUGUACCGUCAUCAGCGCGAGGUUACUCCAAGCUGAAACACACCCACUCCAAAAUAUCCUGGGGUAGCAGCUUGUCCAGCUGCAUGACGGAUGAGACCCUGCUGGGGUCUCGUCAGCCCACUCUGGAUGAGCUGGAUGACCCUCCUAUACUCCAGGCCGCUGCUGACCAACUCAGACGGAAACUACUGAAAACUACCAACCUGGACCUUGACUCAUUUGACACUGAAGACCCUCCACUAAGCCAUGAUGAUACUGUUCCCAAUAAGGAGGACAGUAAAGAAGGAGAGGAUGCAUAUGAAGAAGAGGAGGGGAAAUAUAAAGUGGAGGAGGAGUAUAGAAUGGAGAAGGAGGAAUGGAGGGAGGAAGAAGAGGAGAGGGAAAAAGCUGUGAUGCUUUCAGGAUCCAUCUCCCUGGACUAUCUGGAGUGUGAUGAGAAUAGCGAAGAUUUCCCAGACUCCUCCAGGCCUCUUAGUGAGACCAGGAACCUCACGGCCAGCGAGCUACUGCUCAACAACAUGUUUGGUAACGAGGAAAUUGAAGAGUCUGAUCAGUUCUUCCAGUCUCUCCCGAGACACCUGAGACUGGUGUUUGCCCUGUACAACACCAUGGUGUCUAAGUCAGAGAUGCUGUGCUACUUUGUGAUCAUCCUGAACCACAUGGUGUCGGCUUCACUGCUCAGUCUGAUCCUGCCCAUCCUUAUCUUCCUCUGGGCCAUGCUGUCUGUGCCACGCCCAACCAAGCGCUUCUGGAUGGCUGCCAUCAUCUACACAGAGCUGAUUGUGGUGGUCAAGUAUUUUUUCCAGUUUGGCUUUUUCCCCUGGACCACCUCGGCCUACCGAGGCAUCAAUGCGGACCGGCCCUUUGCUCUACCCAACAUCAUUGGGGUGGAGAAGAAAGAUGGCUACGUUCUCUUUGACUUGAUACAACUCCUGGCUCUGUUCUUCCAUCGCUCCAUUCUAAAGUGUCACGGUCUUUGGGAUAACAAAGAGGUUGAGAUGCCGGACUUCUUCAAGAAGUUAAAGAAGAAGACUGAGAAGAAGAAGAUGAGUGGAGGAGACAAAGCAGGGGAUCAGACAAAACUAAGACUGCCCUUCCUUCCUCUACAGGCCUCAACUGCAUCCUUGUUUUGCAGACGGGGAAAAGCCAACUCCACUGAGACAAACGAUGAUAUGCAGCUCAAAAAGCGCCACUUGAAGAAGAGGCACCACAAUAAAGUUCCCCUGACCAGGAAGGAAAGGAUCAAGAAGCUGAUCAGAGAAAGGAUGCUAGAGGCUAAAGCUGCUAUCAUAGAAGUUGCCCUGCACAUAUACCUACCUAUCAGGCAGUUCUUCUAUGACAUCAUUCACCCAGAGUACAGCCCAGUGUGUGACGUCUACGCUCUCAUGUUUCUGAUUGACGUGGUCAACUUCGUUGUCAUCAUAUUUGGAUACUGGGCUUUUGGGAAACACAGUGCUGCUGCUGACAUCACAGAUGCUAUUGGGGAGGACCAGGUCCCAUCGGCCUUCCUGGUCAUGCUGCUUAUCCAGUUUGGGACCAUGAUAGUGGACCGCGCUCUCUAUCUCCGCAAAACCCUCGUGGGAAAAUGUGUCUUCCAAGUGGUGCUGGUGUUUGGUAUCCACUUCUGGAUGUUUUUCAUACUCCCUGGGGUGACUGAGAGGAGGUUCAACAUGAACCAGGUGGCACAGUUGUGGUACUUUGUGAAGUGCAUCUACUUUGGCCUCUCAGCCUACCAGAUCAAGUGUGGCUACCCAAAUCGUGUGCUGGGAAACUUCCUGACCAAGAACUAUAACUACCUCAACCUAUUCCUCUUUCAAGGGUUCCGCCUGGUUCCGUUCCUUAUAGAGCUGCGUGCCGUGAUGGACUGGGUCUGGACCGACACCACCCUCAGCCUGGGCAGCUGGAUCUGUGUCGAGGACAUUUAUGCCAACAUUUUCAUACUCAAGUGCUGGAGGGAGUCGGAGAAGAAAUACCCACACACCCCAGGGCAGAAGAAGAAAAUGGUGGUGAAGUAUGGAAUGGGCGGCUUCAUCAUAUUCUUCCUCAUCAGCGUAAUUUGGUUCCCCCUCCUCUUCAUGUCAUUGGUCAAGUCAGUGGCUGGGGUGACCAAUCAGCCUCUAGAUGUCUCCAUUCAGCUCAGCAUAGCAGGAUAUGAGCCACUGUUCACAAUGAGUGCCCAGGAGCAGAACCUGAUGCCAUACUCAGAGGCAGGCCUCAACCGGCUCACCAACCUCUAUGCCACUCACCCGUCAGCCAUGCAGUUCCUUGUGAACUACAUGGCCGAGGACAUUGUCAUUGCAAAGAUCAAGAGUGAUGCCAGUCUACUGUGGAGCAUCAGCCCUGCCAGCCGUGAUGCUAUGAUCCAUGAACUCAGCAACUCCACCCACAUCUACAUCACCCUGCGAUGGGUACUACUCAGAAAUGCAUCUCUGUCGAUGAAUGUGGAGACUGUGGGGGAACACACUGUCAAGUAUGAGGACAGGGCCUUGAGGGACCAGAUAGUUCAGAUGCUCAAAGGGACACGCAGUGACUCUGUGGUCAUUGAGUCUCUCCUACCCAAGUUCAUCAGAGGUCCCGGAGGACUGGAGUCCAAGAUGGCCACCCGUCUGGAAGUAGAACACUCAGAUAGGCCUGAGGACCUGCAGAUGUUGGCCUUCUACCGGCCCCUGUCCAUCAAACUACAGCGGGCAGAAGACAGUGGAAGUGCAGAGGGGGGUCAGUGGUGGAUGGUGGAGGAAUGCACUCCUGGACAAGGGCACGUCCAGAGCAGCUGUCACAGCAUUGAGAUAGUAGUGUUUAACGACAAAGUCAGCCCCUCCAGCCUGGGUGCUCUAGCAGGACAGGGAAUCGUGGGCCUGUACAUGUCUGUGGUGCUGGUCGUUGGAAAGUUUGUCAGGGAAUUCUUCAACGGGAUAUCCCGCUCCAUCAUGUUUGAGGAGCUGCCGUGUGUGGAUCGGGUGUUGAAGCUCUGCACGGACAUCUUUGUUGUGCGAGAGACUGGUGAGAUGGAGCUGGAGGAAACACUUUUUGAGAAGCUCAUUUUCCUGUAUCGCUCACCGGAGACCAUGAUCAAGAUGACCAGAGAGAAGAGAGACUAGAGAGCACAAUGACAUUUUAGUUACGAAAAGGACGAUUUGUUUGUUUGUGUUCCUACUGUACAAUGCAUGCAUUUUGAAUCACUGACUACUUUUAAAUGAUUCAAAUUUUUACAAAGGAAGACCGUAGGCCAUAAUCAUAGAAAUGUGCUCCAAGUGUGAAACUAUUUAAUUGAAGUUGAGAUGCAACAUUAUGCAGUUUUAGAUACAAAUGGCUUGUAUCGAGCUUACAGAUGCACGUCUGCUCUACAGAAUGUAUUGAUCUCAACAUUCUGCAACUUUACACAUCCCACUGAACACGACCCCGUUUCAUUGCACUGAAAAGCUCAUCUAGAAGUAUUCACUCUCAUUUCACACUGCACGUCUAUGUACAGCAUUUAAUUAAAUGAAUAAAAUACAAUUCAGAGAUUAUAUCCUA